Messenger RNA from Helobdella robusta, 3357 nucleotides. RefSeq lists its product as hypothetical. The record is from RefSeq and is a predicted model, not a curated record. The coding region runs from base 1 to 2778 and encodes 925 amino acids. NCBI's taxonomy places the organism in Eukaryota, Metazoa, Annelida, Clitellata, Rhynchobdellida, Glossiphoniidae. Gene Ontology annotation, biological process: protein localization to plasma membrane. The transcript is spliced from 20 exons.
AUGGACCCCAACACCCUUAAAUUUCUUAAGGCAAUAUGUAAAAUGAUCAGCGUCAGAUCAGGCGACAGCAGGGAACUGUUUUUCGCAACUAACCACAUUUCGUGCUUGUUGCAGCGGUUCCUGCGUGGUGCCAAGAGGGUGCUCAGAUCAAACGAGAUUCAAAUUCCAGCCAGUGGAAUGCUUGAUACUGAACUGGAUCUAUCAUUUUCACUGCAGAGAGAUUGCAACUAUCUGCAAAUUUUAAUCCAAAGAAGGAAGAAGUACAAGAACAGAGCUAUGCCAGGGUAUAAGACGUUGGCAUCCGGCAAGGUGAACAUGAGUCACAUCCUGCAGCAUUCGUGCGACCAGGAACUCAAACUCUUUCCAGAGGACAGCAAAGAGAGCGCCAACCCCGUUGCCAUGGUGAUGAUGAUGUCACUUUCUAGUCAACCCGUCGAUCACGUGAUUAAUAGGAGGCAGAUUGUCUCGACUGAUGCUGAUCGUUCGCCCGGUGAGAUGUCAGAUGACGACGAUGUGAUACAUGAUGAGUACUCCUCCAACGAUGACACCAGCGAUGUCGAGAUGAUGAUGACCGCCGAUGAUGACAACAAUCCGGUGAUGAGAAAGACGAGGAAGGCCAGGGAUAGAUUUAUGAUCAGGCAACAGAGAAAUUUCAAAGAGAAGUUUGCAGCUUUGUUGAAGAGAUUUAAAGUUUCUGAAGAGGUUUUGGAAUCAGCUGUUCAGGACCUCGGCGGAGAUAAUGAGAUAAGAAGAGAUGACGACAACGUCGAUGAUUUGUUUGAAGAUGUAGAGAACCUUUCCGAAAGCGAUCCAGACAUUGACGCGCUCAGUGUUAGGUCGACACCCAAACCAAAGCUAAGACCAUUCUUCUCUGGUCGUGGCGGGAGCAACACCUGCCUGGAUGAUAGAAGGAACAAUCAUGAUUGGUCGGUUGAUGAGAUGGGUCUGAAGAAAUCUGAUGACACAAACCAGGAGAAUGGGAAAAUAGAUCGUAACGGUUUGAACAUAAUGAACAACAACACCAACAACAUCAUCAGCAACAGCAGCACUGCAAACCAAUCCAACAUUCCAAAUGAUGCAUUUACUCCAGUGCGCAGAAAAACAAGCAAACAAUUUUCGGCAAUUUUUUCACCACCGGCGUUCUUUAAAACUCCCAAAAAUAGAAACAGGAGUAGUUCGUUUGCUGAUAAGAUGUAUUUAAUGAGUAAUAACAACAAAUGCGUCAACAACAUUUACAACAAUGUUGAGUAUAGUUACAAUAAUAAUUAUAACAAUACUGCCAGUAGUUUCAAUAAAGAUAAUAACAAUAACAAACAAUCUCGUAGAUGCAGCACUAGCGCAUGUGAAGUGCUUCCCCGUCGCAUUUUCAUGGAGCAGAUGUCGUCCAUCUUGUCAUGUGACCAUAACUCGCCCGAAGUCAUCGUCAUGUUGCUGGCACAAGCUCUGCAGAGCACGAAACAUCGUACAAUUUGCACUUGUUCACCAUCCGAAGUGCGAACCAUUGUCUCUACCAUUGCUUCCAAAAUUCAAAAAUGCACAAACAAAAGUCUGACCCAGGAGCUACCAAUAAAGGUUGCCAUUGUUGGGGGAGAUAAGUACAUCAGCUCUGUUCUUCGUCCAUAUGUUGAACUCUUCUCCAACAAAUCAUCUGACUGGAUCAAUUACAUAAGGUUCCUUGUGGUUCCUCUCGGUCCCAGCAUAAUAGGCAAGAACUUGUCCAGCAUCGACAACAGGUAUGCAGGGCUCUUCAACGAUUCGGCCUGGAAGGACAAUGUCUUUGAAAGAUUUGAUUUCUCAAACCGAUUUAACCAAUCGAUGGAUAUAGGUGAAGUUGCCACCAGGAUUGUAAAGUACUUGAACAAUGCCAGACACAUGAUUCAACUGCCUCUCUCUGAAGCCAUCCUAACUAAUAAAGAUAAGGGCAUUGAUGACAGCUCGCAUUUGAUUGUUCCAUUUCUUGGUGAGGUCAGACUCGGAGUCAUGGAUGUCGGCAACACUUCUAAUAUUUUUUCUUCUCUCAUUGAUUACGAUGAGACUUCGAACGCAAAUGCCAGUCUGUCCAACAGUCCACCUCAAUCAAGUCACAUGAUCAGCCACAUGACCAACAUGGACAAAGUAAAGGAGAACAUCUCUCACACGCCGCCUGAAAGCAACAACUUCCUGAGCACUCCAACAACCACAACAACUGCGUCAUCUACAACAACAGCAGCACAGAACAUCGACGCUUUCAACUUGCAGGUUGACUACUGGCUCAUGUCUGGCACAUCCAGCCAAUCAUCGAAUGCAACAUCUAACUUGCCAACAAAUCUCUUCAACAGUGAUCUGAAAUCAGAUCUGCUUACCAACAUUACAAGCUCUGCAAGUGGAAAGUUCUUGAGUAAAAAAGAUUUGAAAUGUUCAUUGAAGAUGAUGUUUCGGUCAGUUAAAAUUUUUCGUAAUUCCGGUUUGCAGCUGUCCGGUGAUGGUAGUUUGCUGGCAGGGGGCUCAAAUGCAGGGCUGUCCAUGGUCGUCGUCACGAGGGAGAAAAAGCAAAAAAUCAUGCGCAUAGGCAAAAGAUCGAAAGAAUCUGAGUUGAACAAGAGUCAGCAGAUAGAUGGCAUCAGCAGACUUAUCUGCACAUCCAGAUCUCAAAAUCAUCCUCUCAAUGUGACCAUUGACGGAGUGGAUUGGUCUGGAAUAAAGUUCUUCCAGGUGUCCAGCCAAUGGCAAACCCACAUCAAAUACUUCCCUGUCCUCAUCUUUGGAGACCUCUCCUCAACCACGAACACUGCUCUAUAAUCCAGUCCAGCCCUGUAAACCUCUGUACAUAGUCUUUCUAGUGUUAACAGUACCAUUCCUGAACAUGCAAGAGAAGCACAAAAUUUUUUAAGCAUAUUAAGUAACACAAGUCAUAAUUUAGUUAAGAAAACGAUAUUUCACAUCAGUAAUGAGAGUUAAAGGGAUAUUAUAAGUUUUUGUUUAAUUUCAUUUUUUAAUUUUUGUAACUUUUUUUGAACCAUCUCAUUUUUAUUAAAUUUUUUUUUUCUUUCGUACCAAGCAAUUUUUAUAAAUUUACUACAAAGAAUUUUAACUUAAUCAGUCUACAUUAUGUAAAAGUAUCUAAUUACCGUCUAGUUGAAUGUUGUCCAUGCUACAAAUUUUAUAAUUACCUCAUUAAUUAUUUCUAAUUACUUCAUCCGAUGACUUUUUAAAAUUAUUAUUAUUAUUAUUACACGAACUAAUUUUUAAUUUUACGCGCAAAUUAUUAUUCGAGUGAAGAUUUACAUCCAUUCAAAACAAUGACAAAUGGAACAAAUUUUUAUUUCUAGUCUGGUGAUGCUGAUCAUAUAGUUUUAGUCAUAGUUUAUUUUUCUGUUA